AUGGAGAGCUUGACCCACGAGAAGAAGUAUGAGGGCACCGGGGGAGACGAGUUGAACUUCAAACCACGGGUUCAGCUCGACGGGUUCGACUUCGGUGCUGAUGAUCCUUUGGUUCAUCGUGGGGAACCGAGCAAGGAAGGCGACAAGCAGAAGCCUGCCUCUUGGGAUCGCACACGAGUUGCUGCUGUGCUGACUGAGCAUCUCAAUGCUACGUUGAAAGCAAAGAACAGCCUUGCAAGCUUUCUCGACAAGAUGAGAGCGGCAGCUGCGGGUGACAAGAGCUGUGAUGCGACUGUUGUCUGCAAGAAAUACAGAAAGCACCGGACCAUCCGCAAGCUCGACGAUAUGAGCAGGGAGUUUGAGACGGUUUACGAGGACAUGGCUGAUAUCAAGGCUGAAGGUCGGAUCAAUGGCUUUUCGGAGAAGAUGACCAGUGACUGUCACGAGCUCUUCAAGAAGACUACAAAGCUGCAGCAGCUGAGCAAGCUGCGCAAGGCCAAGGCCGCGAAGAAAAAUCCCGAGGACACCCAGUGUUCAGAAGAUGACCGCUACAUCGGGGAGAAUGUCUAUGUCUUCGUGAGAAAGUACGGCAAAGGGGGCAAGCCAGACCUGGAUGUGCGGGUUAUCACAGAAGAUUCAACUGCUGGUAAAAUCCUUUGGCACUGCCUGGAUACCGUCAGGGCUAUUCAAAAGGAGAACGGGGGUCAGCAAUUGUGCGUCUUCAAGAUAGGGCUCACUGCCAACCCAACGAAACGGAGGGAGAGUUACCGUCAGCAGAACUUCAAAAGCUUCGUCAUCAUCCACCAGACCUAUCGCUCCGAUCUUCUGGGUAUGUUGGAAAUGUUGGAGGCUGCUGUCAUUGCAGAGUUUUACGACAAUGGUUACCGAUGCCGAAAUCGACAACUGGGCGGUGAAAGUAUGCGUGAUAGAAACCAAGUCCCGGCGAAAGACAUCGUCCUGGAUGCCAGGACCGCGGCGAAGACGGACUCCUGCCCCGUGUUAGCAAGCAUCGCGAGAGUGAAAGAAUCCAGCGCGGACGCUCCACUCUUCAAGAUUUUCAGGGAGCACAUGUUGGCACUGCCGGCGCCUAUCUCUUUUAAGAAGGUUGCGACCCUGGAACAGUACCCGUAUUUGGACCCACGACCUUUUCUUGAAACUUUGAGCGGGAAUGGAUUUUUUCACAAAGUGCUUGGGGUGCCGGUCCAGUCGGCUGAAGCAUGUAUGUUAUCUUUCUGGGAGAAAUUUCGAGAAGUGCAUCCCAAUCACGGGAUAUUUUCACAAUACAUUCCUCUGGGUAACCUCAUUCCGUACUACCUUCAUGGAGAUGGUGGUCGCGGUUACAAAAAGGAUCCGAUCGAAAUCUUAUCAAUGUUCCCUGCCCUUGGAGCAGGAUCCAGGUCGAACCCUGUAGAUUUGAGUGGCAAGCGAAAGGCUGAUGACUUGACUCUGGGCAUCAAUCUUCGAGGGAACUCUGGCACAACAAGGUUUUUGUUCGCAGUUCUCAGCAGCCUUGUCUACAAGCGCCAUCCAGGAGCUCUCGAUGCGCUUUUGGAUUUGUGGGGUCAGAAGUUGCAAAGCCUUUUCAGCGACGGAUUUCAGGCCAUGGGGACUACGUGGUAUAUUGCGAUUAUUGGAUUCACUGGAGAUUCUCCAUUUGUCAAGAAAAUCGGUCACAUGAACCGAAGUUUCCACAAUGUUCGCAAGCGGGCUUCGUCUAGGACUAAGGCUUCGCAAACUGGCUGCUGCUGGCUAUGCAUGGCAGGAACCGAAAACGAAACCGAGAAUUACCCGUUCGAACACAUCGGGUUCUUCGAUCCACUUUGGCUACAGACACGAAGACAAAACAAUCGAGUGCCUUGGCAGGGCAACGGCGGCCCCCUGCUGUCGUACAUGCAACUGGAUCCUGACGACACCCCGUCAGCCUGGUAUCGAGCUGAUCUGUUCCAUGUGUUUCAUGCGGGCGUCGGACAAGAUUUUACGGCUUCUGCAAUCACCUACAGCAUGCGGAUGUUGUUCAACCUAGGUGGCUUCGACCGAGACCUCGCAGCCUUGAAUCGGCUCCUUGCUACAUUCAUGACAUCACAGAAGAAACGCUUGCACUGCGGUUUUUUGUCGAAAGACCUGUUAGGCUACAGCUCCACUCGUGAGUUUCCUGAAGGGAAAUGGUCGAAAAACAGUGACACUGCCGUGGUGAUGCAGUUCUUGGUUUUUUUUUUGCAGCAGGAAGAGUUCGUGGGCAAAGUGCGAAGCGAUCCAAUCUUGAAUGAAAUCUUGGAGGCGGCUCUUGCUAUGGGGCGAGCGAUUCGCCAAUGCUUCCGAGCCGACUACUGGAUGUCAUCAGACGAUUGCAUCGAAGUCAUCCAGAAUGGCCACGCUUUCUUGUGCGGAUAUUCCAAUCUUUCAAGCAUGUGCUACGAGCAGAAGUUGUGCUUGUUCAAGAACAGACCGAAGAUCCACUAUCUCAACCAUAUUUUCUUACGGGUCUACGAUGAAUGGACAACAGGCGGGAUAGCUGUCAAUCCCGUCGCCGAAGCAACCUUUAUGUCUGAAGACUUUGUUGGGCACACUGCCCGCAUAUCUCGAAGAGUGGAUCCCAGGGCAAUCGCUUUGAAGGUACUUCAGCGGUAUCUGUGUUGGGCUCAACACGUUCUUGACAAGGAUGCUCUGCUAAUGCUCGAGCUUUCCUGGCUCGACUAG
Molecule: messenger RNA, 2697 nt
Organism: Symbiodinium sp. CCMP2592
Lineage: Eukaryota; Dinophyceae; Suessiales; Symbiodiniaceae
Source: the annotation of a GenBank genome assembly